CACCACCACUCUCCCCGGCGCGCCAUGCCACCACUGCCCUCCGCUUCUUCCUCCUCGCCCACCUGAGCUGAAUCGACCACGCGCAAGGUACUCCCUCCUCUCUCGCCUCAACUUCCUCCUUAAUAAUCUUUGGGGGUACGUUCUCCGUCCGUCCGAGGCACCAGAUCGACCAAUCUGUGCGUGGAUCGAUGGGUUCGUCAUCAGUCGGCGCGCGGAUCUCGAACCCGUGGAACCUAUGUGAGCGGCAAUUUGAUGAUGAUGCCGAUGCUUUAACCAGUUCCUUCCCUUGUCUGCUGCUACUCUUUUAGCUCCGCCCGCCGCCGCCGCCAAAAAAACAACCAUCCUUUCAAGAGAAGGACAAGGAUUGUUCUGCUCUGUUCUGUUCUGUUCUGUGUCAUCCUCACAGCGAUACAGAUAGUGUUGGCGCGACUCCAUUUUCUUCUUUCCAAUCUGAUUGGUUUGCUGUGCACGCCGAGGUUCGGUCCAUCUCACGGCCGGCUAUGCGCGCACCUCCCUCCUCUCCUCCAGCAAAUCUCGUCGGCAGCCACCAUACCACUACACUACCUGAUGGAGCAGCAGCCGCCGUCGCCGCCGCGCGCACACGCACAGGCCCCGCCGCUGUGCUGGGACAAGUUCCUGCACAAGAAGACCAUCAGGGUCCUGCUCGUCGAGACCGAUGACUCCACCAGGCAGGUCGUCGCCGCCCUGCUCCGCACCUGCAUGUACCAAGUUAUCCCUGCCGAGAAUGCCCAGCAAGCGUGGUCGUAUCUUCAGGACGCGCAGAGCAACAUCGACCUCGUUCUCACCGAGAUCGUGUCUUGCCCCUCUGGAAACUCGCUGCUCGAGAAGAUCAUGUCACACAGCGUCUGCAAGAACAUCCCGGUCAUCAUGAUGUCUUCCGAAGACUACAUGGGCACGGUCUUCGAGUGCCUGUCAAAGGGUGCCGCUGACUUCUUAGUCAAGCCGGUCCGUAAGAACGAGCUUAAGAACCUUUGGCAGCAUGUGUGGAGACGGUGCCACAGCUCCAGUGGCAGCGGAAGUGGAGGCGGAACUAGUGAUGUCCAGACGCAGAAGUGUACCAAAUUAAAGAGUGCCGAUGAAUCCAAUGACAAUAGUGGCAGCAAUGAUCGCAACGGUGAUACGAGCCUGGGGCUUAACGCAAGGGAUGGCAGCGACAAUGGCAGCGGCACUCAAGCGCAAAGCUCUUGGACAAAACGUGCUGUGGAGAUUGACAGUCCACAGGAUAUGUCUCCAGAUCAGUCGGCUGAUCCCCUUGACAGCAAUAGAUGGUUACCAGAUGAGUUCAAAGGGAAGGAGUUGGAAAUAGGUGCCCCUAGUAAAUUGAACACAGAAGAUCAAUCUUCCCCGAACGGGAGUUCCAUCAAACCAACAGAUAGACGGUGUGAGUAUCCACCACAGAACAACUCCAACGGUACAAUUAUGGAAAAUUUGGAGGAGCCAAUUGUUCGAGCUGCUGACCUAAUUGGUUCAAUGGCCAAAAACAUGGACGCCCAAGAGGCAGCAAGAGCCAAAGAUGCUCCUAAUUGCUCCUCCAAAAUGCCAGAAGGGAAAGAGACAGGCCGUGACGACAUUAUGCCGUCGCUUGAGUUGAGUUUGAAGAGAGCGAGAUCAAGUGGAGAUGCUACAGAUGCAAUCCAAGAGGAAGAGAGGAACGUCUUCAGACGAUCAGACGUGUCGGCAUUCACGAGGUACAAUACGUGUGCGGUUCCCAAUCAAGGCGGAGCAGGGUUCGCGGGGAGCUGUUCGCCGGAUGGUAACAGCUCUGAGGCUGCGAAAACAGACGGUGCUCUCAACAUGAAGUCAAGCUUGGAUGCUGCUCUGACGAAGCAAGGUUCAAACGGCAGUAGCAACAACAACGACAUGGGUUCCACUACGAAGAGCGUGGUGACAAAGCCUGGUGGCACUAAGGUUUCACCUAUUAACGGUAAAACACACACGUCGGCAUUUCAUCGUGUGCAGCAGUGGACACCGGUAGCAGCCGCAGGUAAUGACAAGGCUGAUGAAGUGGGAAAGAAGAAUGCAGCAGGUGGGAAAGACAAGGCUGGUGAAGCAGAGAGCAAACACCCCUGUGCUGCGGUCCAUGAUGAGAAUGUCGGAUCAGGGGGAGUCCCUCAGUCCAAUGUUACUGAUCUUUCGGCUCCGGUUGAAGGUCAUGCUGCCAACUUCGGUAGCAACUCAGGCAGUAACAACAGUACUAACAAUGGGAGCACUGCUGCUACUGCCUCUGCUGUAAAUUUGGAGACUGGUGGCAUUGACAAAAGAAGCGGGCACGCCAUGUAUUUGAAACGGGAGCGUCGAAUGGCCGCCGUGAGCAAAUUCAGAGAGAAGAGGAAAGAGCGGAACUUCGGAAAGAAGGUGAGGUACCAAAGCAGGAAGAGGCUGGCCGAGCAGCGCCCACGGGUCCGUGGACAGUUUGUGAGGCAACAGCCCCCGCCGGCGGCGGUGGUGGAGAGAUAACCUCCGCCACACCUGGCUACCUACUAGUAAUAUAUUUAGACAUUUGAUUCUUGUCCUUGGCCAUGGAUCAUUUCGGAGCAUCUCUUGGAAGAAUAACAAGCUACUCCUGCCUGCCUGCGUACCGUACGUAGAUAGAAGCAUGCCGGUGGAGGAGCAUGUAUAGUAGUUGUAUCCGCCCGGAGUCGAUCAGGCAGGCUCUGGUAGCAACGCAUGUAGAAGCAAUUAACGAGUAUCUGAACCUGAACGGUAUGAGUGAGUAUUGUGCUGCACUCUUGUAAUCAGUUGGCUCUGGCAGCAAUGUAUGCAGCCAAGCCUUGUCAAGUGUCUAGUGUCAUCAAUCAACACAUAUUUAUGGUUUCUAAUUACCU
Messenger RNA from Lolium rigidum, 2846 nucleotides. RefSeq names its product two-component response regulator-like PRR37. The record is from RefSeq and is a predicted model, not a curated record. The transcript has 9 exons. Gene Ontology annotation, biological process: cytokinin-activated signaling pathway; phosphorelay signal transduction system. The coding region runs from base 568 to 2478 and encodes 636 amino acids. NCBI's taxonomy places the organism in Eukaryota, Viridiplantae, Streptophyta, Magnoliopsida, Poales, Poaceae. Gene Ontology annotation, molecular function: protein binding.